This is a messenger RNA of Helobdella robusta, 1381 nucleotides long. RefSeq lists its product as hypothetical. Bases 162 to 977 code for a protein of 271 amino acids. The record is from RefSeq and is a predicted model, not a curated record. The transcript is spliced from 3 exons. Lineage: Eukaryota; Metazoa; Annelida; Clitellata; Rhynchobdellida; Glossiphoniidae. Gene Ontology annotation, molecular function: calcium-activated potassium channel activity; potassium channel regulator activity. Gene Ontology annotation, cellular component: membrane; voltage-gated potassium channel complex. Gene Ontology annotation, biological process: detection of calcium ion; potassium ion transport.
GACAAAAUGUUGCUUGGAUCCUGAUGAAUUUAGUAAAUUGGCUUAGUUAGUGUAAUUUAAAAUUUUCUAUUCAUCGGAUGAAUAUUAAAGAUCAAAGGACAUCACUUUAAAAUUGAAAAAAGGACAUCACUUAAAAGAACUGAUAAAAGUUUAAAAGAGAGAUGAAGGUCAACUACUUGCUUGGAGUUGGAAUUGUACUCUCGCUGAUUGGAGCAUCCCUACUGGCUGCCCUUGUCAUCAUGUACGUGAUCCCUUACAUUCCUACCAGGCACUACAUGGAAGGAGUCUGCAAUCUUACUCAUUGUGAUAUGUCGGAUACGAUAGUGACAUGCAAGUGUCAGACCAGUGGAUGCAUAUCGAGUUAUCCAUGCACGAAUGUCCUCGUCAACCUACUGACGUAUGGUGACAAAACAAAAAAUCUAACCCUCUAUAAUACUUUCUACACUUAUGAAGCACAAAAGAUAACAGGGUGCUCCUAUCACAAGUGUGGACAUAACUCUAAUGAGAACAAAGAAGCAGUUGCAAAUUUCAUUUCAAAAGUCAAAAAAAAAUUUGGCGAGCCGUUCAAAUGUUACUAUAAAAAUGUUGAAGAUUUGAACACUUCCAACACCUCGGAUGUUGACCCAACUAACAACAACACAAGCAACAUCAUCCCUUCCUCAGAGGCAGGCAGCCAGAAUGGUGAAGUAAAUUUUGUUCUACUUGAAAUUGUGAUGCUCAGUGAAGUGGUCAACAGCAUCUUCUGGCCGUCUCUUGCUCUUGUGUUGGGCUGCAUAAUCUUUCUAACUCAACUCUGUCGAAUCACCUCCCAAGGGGGUGAGAGGGGUGCCAAGAAAUCUCCCUUCAGCUCGUUGGAACGUCAGUGGGCGAGGAUCAGGGAAAGGAGCAGCUACAGUCAUCAGAGGAUGGCUUCAGAGAGGCUGGUCGGCUCUGACAAGUUGGAAGAAGUUGGACACAUUGCACAAGUUGUUGGAUGAAUGGCUGGCUGGCUGGCUGAUCGGUUUACUACGCUAUCUAUCUACGUCAUAUUUUGUAAAUUGUCAAUAAAAAUUUGUAAACAUUGAGAUAUUAUUUUCUUUUUCAAAGACCAUCAUCAUAUUUCCAUGCGACUAUUAUUUUUAUCUACAUUAUUCAUAUUUCAUUUCAUUCAUUGCAUUAGUCAUGUGUUGUACAUAAGUAUGUGCAAGUGUGUGUGUGCGUGUGUGUAUUGUACAUCGUUUUUGUUGACUUAUUUUAAAUCACAAAUUUCAAUUUUAGGAUAACUUACUGUAUCUGCAUAUUUAAACACAUAACGUAUUUCUUGAAAUAGUAUUACGUCUAGUGAUUAGUAUUAAGUAAUGUUGCAAAUCAGACAAAUGUAUAUUAUAUAUACAUAUAUAUA